AUGGAACUGUACGAAAGUACACAGCACAGCGCACAGCAGUCACCGCUCGGCAUGGACAGGUCGACUCCACCUGUAGAGCCAACAUUCGAUGCAGAGGAUGAGGGAUUUGUGACAAUUGGAAAGUACAAGCGAAACAGUCUUAUACGCAUUCCCCGCGACGACUACAGCAGCAUCCCAUCAACAUCCUAUGAGUAUAGUUUAACUCCAUCUAGUUAUGGGCCACCUGCGAUGAGUACAUACGGAGCUCCGCCUAAACCUGUGUAUGGGCCACCCAAACCUGUUUAUGGUCCUCCCACGUCAGGUUAUGGUCCCCCCGUCCCCGCUGGCAAUGGAAUACCUUACUUGAGCCCCGAGAGUUGGUUGUUGAGCAAAUUGAAGCUAAAAUUCAGUUGGUUUACUUUAGCUAAAAUUUUGCUUAAGCUGGUUAUUUUCAAAAAGAUAGUUAAAUUCAUUGCGCUUUUAUGUUUACUGUUUUUUAUUCCAACACUAAAACCUAGUGAAAGCGACAAUAAUCAAAGCGGUGGUGACAACGGGGGAGAAGACUACCGUCGACGUACCUACGAUAUGCACUAUAAUUAUGAUAUCCAACUUAAUGAAGUUACAAGAUUUGCACUAAAAGCACUUGAAGCAUUCACGAUUGAUAACGAGCUUUACUGUCCAGAGGAUAACCUACUUAGUUGUCGAGCGAAGCGGAUGUUUGACUUUAUCGAUGAAGAAUAUCCAUUAAGAAGGCAAGUACAUUCCUGGAUAAACGGUACGGUAUAAACGAUAAAGUAUACAUACACAGACCGGAGAUGAAUCUGUCGGAGCCAAAAAAAAUACAUCCGGAAUUGAAUAAUGAUAAUAAUGAUAAUAAUUGAAUAUUAAAAAUGUGAGUUGCCAGUUUCAUGCAAUUCCUAUUCACCAGUCUUUGUACAGAGUAGAGCGGGCAUAAGUGCGACGUUUGUUAUCAAUUUUCAUGAAAUAUAA
Molecule: messenger RNA, 969 nt
Organism: Sabethes cyaneus
Lineage: Eukaryota; Metazoa; Arthropoda; Insecta; Diptera; Culicidae
Exons: 4
Coding region: 1-765 (254 amino acids)
Source: RefSeq, a predicted model, not a curated record